GGAACAGCUUUACAGUAUUGCUAGCUGAAUAUACGAAAAAAAAAAAAAAAAAGAUCUCCGAUAAACAGCAUACAAAAGUGAAAUUUAGAAAAAAAUGGAUGAUAGUGAUGUCGAAAAUUUUGAAGGCGUUGAAGAACUGAGCGAAAACAAUGAAGUCAAGUCGGAAAACGAAAACGCUGAUACGAAUAUAGAAAACGAAAGUGGCGAAAAUAAUCCAGAAGAUGGCGAAGACAAAGAGGGAGACAAGAAUAAUGAGGCCGAAUUAUCUGAUAAUCUGAGUGAAAAAAAUGAAGCAGAUCCUGUCGUCGAAAACGCGAAUAGUACAUCGGAAGAAGCGAACAAUUCGCAAGAUUCUUCCAAUUCUACCUUUGACAAAAAUUUAUUCUCGGCCCCAAAGUUCUAUCCCUACUAUCUUAUGAAGGAUCACGUUGUGCAGUACCUUGAGCCCAUAAUUAAAAAAGCCAGAAGAAGAAAUUUCAUGUGGUGUUGCUGACGGAAAAAAAGAGCCAGACAUGAAACUACGUUACGAAAAAGUGUUAUACCACAGAGGGGGCAUAUAAAUAUGGUGAGAGCAGAAACAAGAGGAGUUAAAUCCACGCGAAAAAGAAAGUGCAUACAAAAAUGUGGACAUAUAUG
Messenger RNA from Plasmodium coatneyi, 636 nucleotides. RefSeq lists its product as uncharacterized. The record is from RefSeq and is a predicted model, not a curated record. Lineage: Eukaryota; Apicomplexa; Aconoidasida; Haemosporida; Plasmodiidae. The transcript is spliced from 2 exons. The coding region runs from base 95 to 493 and encodes 132 amino acids.